This is a messenger RNA of Prorocentrum cordatum, 1131 nucleotides long. The record is from the annotation of a GenBank genome assembly. Lineage: Eukaryota; Dinophyceae; Prorocentrales; Prorocentraceae.
ACGUUCAGAGCGCUGACCAUCAGUGAAAGUGCUGGCUCCCCCAGGAGGAAAAUGGAAACGCGAUGUGCGACGCCUGCUGUGGGACACGUCGCAACCUCGUGAAACACCUCAGGGGGGGCCCACGGGCUGCGUAACAUAUGCCAUGUACAUACUCCUACCGAUGCAUGUGUACAUUGUCGUCAGGCUUUGCUAAACAUGUCAUGGGCUCUAUGUUUCGAGGACGCUGCGAUACGGAGGGGCCCAGUACGCUUCGGGACAUCAUGCCUGUCAACACGUACGCCUGCCCCGCACGCGAGGUCGACGGCUCGACGAUCUCUGCGAACACUUCUGCACGCAUCUACCUUUGCGACCUCGUCCGUUUGACGAUGGCCGACGGCAGGGAGAACGCAGCGAUGGAGAUGUCCGCGGCGCCACCCGCGUGGUUCAGCGGUGGGAACGCGGAGGCAGACGACGCGGACGCCGACAAGAAGCAGAAGGGGGAGAAGCCCGACAAGACAGGUGGGCGCGCUGGCGCAGGCAACGACAACAAGCUCGGCGUCGCCAACGCCAGGCACACCAUGACGAUCGCGCGAGAUGUCCCAGACUUGAAGAGCACGGUCAACCUCCGAUACGAGAUGCCAGAUUCGACGAAAGGAGUAACGGCGGCGAGCAAAUCAGCAGGGGCGGCCUACAACAAGACGAGCCUGGAGAUGAAGAAGACCGCUCGCGCGGGCGGAGACGUGAACUACAAAGAGCGGGGGCCACCCCACGUUCACAUCGUGAUGGCGGCCGUCCUGCACGGCGCGGGCAAGCAGUUCGGCGACGGUGGCAGUCCAGAUCAGAUCAAGCUCCGAGACACGAUGAAAGACUUUCUACAGCACUGAGAUCAUGAAGCCAGGCCUUUCGGCGAUGAAGAUAGGUCGGGCCGUCCCGUACUUCCGCUGCCAGGUGUUGAAGGCGGCGAACGGCGACACUCCGGAGGCCAUCCUUUCGAUGGCGCUCCACAGGGCCACGUCGGUGGGCAGCACUCUCUCUUGGCAUAUGGAAAAGUUGCUGGAGUUCGAGGGGGGGUGUUCUUGCCGGGAGCGGUUCCGAGAGGGCCCCUGGGAAAGAGAGAUCGGUGACAUGGGUGGGCCCAGGAACAAGCAGUAG